GCGUCGAGAAGUUGAUUAGAGAAUUCAAUAUUAGGUUUUUAUUAAUUGAAAUAUUUUCCUUUUUAAAAAUCGAUUAAACAAUUAAUUAUUAUAUGACCGGCAACCCUAAAUUCAAUGACAUUUCAUUUCGUUCAGUUUUGAGUGACGUAUAAAUAUCAGUGUCAGGUAAACACAUCACAGUUUUAUUGAUUGACGAAACUCAACGAGAGUGCAUAUUAGUAUAUUUAUUAAUUUCGCGUGUAGUUUGAUUUCAAACUAUAAUAAUUUACUACUUUAAGUGUUACGAGAACAUAUUGUAUCUGCUCUACGAUGGAACCCCAACCCCAUGAUCUCAUAUCCUGCCCCUAUAACAAAGCUCAUCAGGUAGAGCAUUAUAAAAUGCACGUUCAUCUCCAGAAGUGCCGAAAACAGUACCCGGGCAGUGGCCUGGUGAGCUGCCCAUUUAAUGCAACCCACGUCGUGAAUGAGGUUGAACUAAACUAUCACAUCUCGUCGUGCCCAGAUCGUGGAAUGUUGGAUACCCAGGUGUAUGUUACUGAUGACGACCAUCGUCCAGUAGUACCGGUCGUACUUCAGCCAGCUCCGGAUAGCUCUGCUGAUUGGGAAGACGAUCCCCAAACAUCGUUCGUACCGGAUCCAUCACGUAAAGCUCAUGUGAUACAGAAAAUUAGGGGCGCUACUCCGUCUGAGCGCAGGAGGGCUCGUUGCCAGAACACCACGCAAUACAGGCCUUUAGAGAUGAAUCCCAGUCCCUCAUCAUCGGCUGAACCAGAGCCGGAGGCGGGAAAUAGCAGUCGCCGAUCACAUCCCUGAGCACACGGCGUUGCUCAACCCAGCCAGGGGACACAGCCCUAUGUUCCACCGUGUCCUCCGGGUAGUCCUCGCAGUGUUUUCUAUUAGCCUGGAGUUCACAAUUCCCA
Molecule: messenger RNA, 920 nt
Organism: Spodoptera littoralis (African cotton leafworm)
Lineage: Eukaryota; Metazoa; Arthropoda; Insecta; Lepidoptera; Noctuidae
Source: the annotation of a GenBank genome assembly